CACUGAAAAAGUACUUUAAAUUUUUUAAAAAGUAAUUUUAACAAAAGAAGGGAUCUCUUUGCAGACUUGUGACACUGCAUCAACAGCAGCUGAUGAUGUGGCACAAUACUUUUUUUUUUUCGCUAGCAAAUCAGAAGAGGGACUAAGACUAUUAUUUUACUUUGCCUUCCCACAAGGCUCCUCACCACAAAAUAUGGUUUAGAGACAUCUUUCUUUCCUCCAGCUGUGUUAGGCUAUUGCUCAGAUGAUUUCAUCAGCACACUAAGCUGCUCCCUUCUACAGCUUGAGCUUCCCAGACUUCCAAGGAGUAACUUCUAUUGGUAAGCAGGAAUAAAAAGAACCAGUUGCAUUAUCUUUUGCAGUGAGGAGUAACUCAUGCAUCUUAUGGUAGAAGUACAAAUUCAAAUAUGGGGAUUCUGAGCCAGCUAUCAAUCAUUUACCUCCUCUGGACCACUGCUGUAUUUUGCCAAUAUGAAGACUACGAUUUUGGGGACGAAUAUGAUGAGCCAGAUCAUCAACAUCCAUAUUAUUUUAACUCUAAUCCAAGCGCACAAGCUGAGGUUCCUCACUUUCCUUUUCCAGUUGAGUGUGCCAGAGAAUGCUUUUGUCCACCAGAAUUUCCACUAUCUAUGUACUGUGACCAUCGUAAGCUUAAAACAAUACCAAACAUCCCUGCUCACGUCCAACAACUCUAUCUGCAAAACAAUGAUAUUGAAGCUGUACCUGCAGGACCAUUCACUAACGUUACCAUUUUAAGAGAAAUUAAUCUGAGCUUCAACAAAAUUAAAUCUCAUCUGAUCGAUCGUGGUGUUUUUGCCAAAUUGUCAAACUUAGUGCAGCUUCAUUUACAGCAUAACGAAUUAGAUCAAUUUCCUUUCCCACUUCCCAGCUCUCUGGAGAGACUCCUCCUUGGCUUCAAUAAGAUUUCCCAGUUACCUGGAAUUGCACUGGAUGGAUUACCAAACAUAACCAUGCUUGACCUCUGCAAUAAUUUUCUUGACGAUUCAGCACUCAAAGGAAAUCACUUUUCAGUCAUGAACAACUUAAUGCAGCUGAACUUAUGCAACAACAAAUUACAGACCAUGCCUCCUAGCCUGCCGUCGUCACUUAUGUAUCUCUCUCUUGAAAAUAACUCCAUUUCUUAUAUUCCAGAAAACUAUUUCAGCAAACUCCCCAAGAUCAUUGCCCUAAGAAUGUCUCACAAUAACCUGCAGAACAUUCCACGCAACACCUUUAUUAAUCUCCAAAACCUUUUAGAACUUAACCUUGGACAUAACAAAUUGAAACAAGUAUUCUAUGUUCCAAGAAGUCUGCAGCAUUUGUACAUUGAAGACAAUGACAUUGAAAUGAUAAAUGUUACUUUGAUGUGUCCAUCUAUUGAUCCAAUGAACAUCAACCAGUUAACCUAUAUACGGGUGGACCAAAAUAAGCUAACAGCUCCAAUAAGCACAUAUGCCUUCUUUUGCUUCCCUCAUAUUAGAACCAUUUACUAUGGAGAACAAAACAGUAAUGCCAACAAGUCAACACAAAUCAGAACAGCAGUGUUUCGACGACUUUUAACACCAGAAGAAUACGAUGAAAUAGAAGAUGAUCAUGAAACACAGGAUCAAGAAACUGAGGAAGAGCACGAAGCAGAAAACAAUUAUUUUUUUCCUCACUUUUGGUGAAAUAAUCAUUGUUAAUGAGUACAUAUAGAAAUUUUUCCUUACUUAUGGAGUAUUCGUGCCCAUUUUAGAACAGAGUUAAAUAUUUCGGGAUCUUUAAGCUAUAAUCUAUAAAGCGGAGAUAGAAUUUUAGUGCAUAUAAAUAUGCCAUUAGCAAUGCAGAAAAAAAUAUAAUACUAACAGCAAGAAUACUCAUGUCAAUGUAGCAGUAUGAUAUACUGAUGAUGGACUUACUUGUGGGUUGGCAGCCUAAGCAGUAGAAAAUUGACCUUCCAUGUUCUAAAGUGAUUCAACUUGCCAAAUGUUUAUAGCACAGAUGAUGUCAUGCUCAACAGGAAUAUGUGGACAACAUCAAAAAUCUGUCCAGCUAGAUGUUCAACUACUGGAAGUAGUAAGAAAACAGUAGAAAAUAGACAUACAAGAGAAAAACAUUUGAGAGCAAGAUCACAAAAGAUCACAAUGUUGUUGCACAUCUUCCUCAAAUACAGAUGUUGAUUCAUUCACUAUCUAACUGAAAAGGAAAAUCAAACAUUUGGGUUUCAGAUCUUAAUCUAUUGUCUGUGCAGUGUCGUGCCGAGAUGUAUUCUUUACUUCUCAACCUGUGCUUCAGCUAUCACAAGUCUUUCAAAAAGAUUUUAGUUGAUUAGACAUGAAGGCAAUGAAUGACUUUUCAAAGGUUUUAAUGAUGUGCAUUAACACAACUCCGAACCAUGAGACUAAAGCAUAGGUAAAACAGAAGUACUAUUUUAGUUCAGAAGGAAUUAAAAAUGUAAUGCUUUAAUUAGAGUUGCACAUCACUAGAGCAGGCACACAUAGUGGCAUUCCAGGCUUUAUUAACAAUUUAGACUACCCUUCAGUGUAACCAAUACCAAUAAGCUGCACCCCCUGCUUCAAAGUUGAGCAAAAAUUGCUUCAAGUAAUCCAAAGAAAAGUAGCAUACAUUGUCUGAGCUAUGGAAAGCAUUUUGUUAUGUCUUAUACCUAAAGAGAUUCAAGUUACUACAAGGUAAGCACACAAAGCACAUAAGCCUUCAGUUUAAUUAAAUUCCUCAUUUUUUCAGCACUUCACUGAAGAACACAAGUGCAAUAAGCCACACAUCACACUGCCACGUUUAUAUUACACUUUAAGUUUAGGGAAACUAAAAAAGUGCAUUAUAGAAAUGAGCAAAUUUGUACAAGAAUUUCUAAAAAGUUUUAGCUUUCUUACAGUAUCAGAUACUUUUUGAAGCCCUUCUUAGUAUAUUUUGUUUUCUAAUGCAACAAAUAACAUGCUAACAAACUGAAAAACCUUAAUCAUGCGUCUGUAUUUCUAAACUGAAAUUAAGGCCUCAUAAGCACACGUAUAUAACCACAUCCUUAAGAACAAAUUCUUUGAGAAAUCUAUGCAUACAAAAUGUAUUAUAUCAUAGGCAACUUGGAUACUUAUGUGAACUAACUCAAUCUUCUUUCUUUCCUCUGCCCCCACAUUUUUUUCCUUUCACGUGUGUAGUGACCAUGAAGAUAUGGUAAACGUAAACGUCUAGCUUCAGCUUUUCAGAAUGUAU
Phasianus colchicus (ring-necked pheasant) is the source of this 3207-nucleotide messenger RNA. RefSeq names its product osteomodulin (gene OMD). The record is from RefSeq and is a predicted model, not a curated record. Lineage: Eukaryota; Metazoa; Chordata; Aves; Galliformes; Phasianidae. Gene Ontology annotation, molecular function: protein binding.